Messenger RNA from Magnolia sinica, 1197 nucleotides. Its product is annotated as glutamate--tRNA ligase, chloroplastic/mitochondrial-like. The annotation marks the transcript as partial. Gene Ontology annotation, molecular function: glutamate-tRNA ligase activity; tRNA binding; ATP binding. NCBI's taxonomy places the organism in Eukaryota, Viridiplantae, Streptophyta, Magnoliopsida, Magnoliales, Magnoliaceae. The transcript is spliced from 10 exons. Gene Ontology annotation, biological process: glutamyl-tRNA aminoacylation. The record is from RefSeq and is a predicted model, not a curated record.
UUCAGGUCCAAGGGUGGGAAGUUUGUUCUUCGAAUUAAAGACACUAACUUGGAGAGAUCUACUAAGAAAUAUAAGGAAGCAAUGCUACAAUAUCUGACUUGGUUUAGUCCUGAUUGGGAUGAAGGCCCUGGUGUUGGUGGAGAAUUUGGUCCUUUUCGGCAAUUAGAGCAGAAUGAUUUGUACAAGCAGUAUGCUGAGAAGCUUUUGAACUCUGGUGAUGUUUAUAGGUGUUUUUGUUCUAAUGAGGAACUAGAAAAAAUGAAGGAGAUAGCAAAGUUAAAACAGCUUCCACCAGUAUAUACAGGAAAGUGGGCCAUUGCCACGGAGAGACCAGUACAAGAGGAGCUGGAGAAGGGGACGCCUUAUACAUACCGAUUUCAGGUGCCAAAGGAAGAUUGUGUAAACUUACUAUUUGCUUACCUCUUGCAUUUCAGAGAAGAGGAACAUUUACCGAAUAACCUGAGGCAGGCAUUGAUAUACAAAGCUCUAGGUUUUUCAAUGCCUUACUUUGCACAUGUCUCUCUAAUUCUUGCUCUCGAUAGGAGUAAACUAUCAAAACGUCACGGAGCAACUUCUGUGGGUCCUUUCAGUGAGAUGGGGUAUUUACCUCAGGCCAUGGUGAACUACCUAGCACUUUUAGGUUGGGGUGAUGGUACAGAAAACGAAUUUUUCACCAUUGAACAGCUUGUCGAAAAUUUCUCAAUUCAUCGUGUCAACAAGAGCGGGGUUAUCUUUGAUUCAACAAAACUAAGAUGGAUGAAUGGCCAGCAUUUAAGAGUGCUUCCAUCAGAUGAAAAUGGGAACUUGGAAGAACCCUUGGUCCCCAUCUGCUUCGAUAUCCUCCGUUUCCGGCUGACCCGUCCUACUCAAGCCAAGACUCAGUCGGACUCGGGCGAUAGAGUGACGGAGAAGGAGAUGGCUGAUAAUGGCGGAAUCUCGCCCGCAGGGUUUUCCUUCAAUCUGGCAGUUAUGGACUGCUCGUAUGGAUGUAAGAGUGCUUGUGGAAUGGGGAUUUUGGGUGGUGGGUUUGAGAGAAGAAGGAAACGGCUAGGGGGGAGCUGUUCUUUGGUUGCUGGUUUUCUACCCAAAGCCCUAGCUUCUGAAAACCAAAUGGCGGCCAAGAUAACCCUCCAAGGGACGGUUGAGAUGGAAGGAUGCAAGGGCACACUUCCCAUUUUUGAAACGUUGUGUUUGUAG